CAAAUUGUCUCUGUCAGUUCUGUACUGUCUGCCAAAGACGCUUUUCCAAUACUUGAAACAAUAAUUAUCAGAGGUUUUUUUCGUAAAAACUUCUACUAUUCGCCUUGAUUUGAAGUAAUAUGAGUGAUGCACCCAACCAAAAUGGAUCAGGUCUAGAGCAGCAGUUUGCUGGUCUGGACUUGCAGGGCCGUCAGUCUAGCGGCCGCUAUAUUCCCCCUCAUUUAAGGAAUAAGGUGUCUGAAACCAGUCCGGAUAAAGACAGAAACGAACACAGGCAGGAUAAUCCUGGAGGGAAUCGAAGCAAUUAUAAUCGUGGUGGGCGUGAUAAUAGAGACUUUUCAAGCUUUAAUUCAAGAAACAGACGUGGUGAGGAUGAACCGAGGGGGGAACGGGAAGGGGGAGAUUGGGGCAGAGGCGGCAGGGAUCGUUUUCAGGACAGGGAGCGUGACUUGCAGCAGCGUAAUGACCGCUGGCAACAGGACCCCUCAGAUAGGCAAGAACCGAGAGGAAACCAGCGGUUUUCGGACGACAGGGAGAAUGGCCGGGACAACAGGCGUGACAACGGUCGAGAUGGUGGUGGGGGCCGUGACAACGGAAGAUGGAGCGAGAACCGCAGAGGAGGGGACAGUACCGACUGGACAACCCCCCUGCCUCGGGACGAACAUGUGGAACUUGAUCUGUUUGGUACAGGCAACACUGGAAUCAACUUUAGCAAGUAUGAAGAUAUACCUGUUGAAGCAACCGGAGACAAAACUCCUAAUCACAUUACAUCUUUUGAGGAAGUACAGCUGACUGAGAUCAUCCGUAGUAACAUCGCGUUGGCGCGCUAUGAUACUCCUACUCCAGUACAAAAAUACGCAAUUCCUAUCAUUAUAGGAAAGAGAGAUGUGAUGGCCUGCGCCCAAACAGGCUCCGGGAAAACUGCCGCUUUCCUGGUACCCAUUCUGAAUCAGAUGUACGAACGUGGUCCCCCAAAUAUCACUCAUGGUAGAAGCCGCCGCAAGCAGUACCCGCUAGGCUUGGUUUUGGCACCGACAAGAGAAUUGGCCACACAAAUAUACGAUGAGAGCAGAAAGUUUGCUUAUAGAUCUCGAGUACGCCCCUGUGUAGUUUAUGGUGGGGCAUUGAUAAAAGAACAAAUGAACGAUUUGGACCGUGGGUGCCAUCUGUUGGUAGCAACACCUGGAAGACUAUUGGAUAUGAUUGAAAGAGGUAGAAUCGGUCUUGAUUAUUGUCAAUACUUAGUUCUUGAUGAGGCAGAUCGUAUGUUGGACAUGGGUUUCGAAGUUCAAAUCAGGAAGAUUGUUGAGAAUGAAAAUAUGCCCAAGACAGGCAAACGCCAAACUUUGAUGUUCUCAGCCACUUUCCCUUCUCCCAUCCAAAAAUUAGCCAGAGAUUUCCUUGACAAUUACAUUUUCUUGGCUGUAGGAAGAGUUGGUUCCACCUCCCAAAAUAUUACUCAAAAGCUCUAUUGGGUGGAAGAACAUGAUAAACGAUCCUUUUUAUUGGACUUGCUGAAUGCAGCAGAUCUAACCCAACCCUCUGCAGAACAUCUAACACUCGUUUUCGUGGAGACUAAAAAAGGAGCGGAUUCUCUGGAAGAAUUCCUACACAAUGAGGGUUAUCCUGUAACUUCAAUCCACGGUGAUCGUAUCCAAAGAGAAAGAGAAGAUGCUUUGAAGCAGUUUAGAUCUGGAAACACGCCGAUCUUGGUAGCUACUGCUGUAGCUGCCAGAGGACUUGAUAUACCACAUGUGAAACAUGUCAUCAAUUUUGAUUUGCCGUCUGAUAUUGAGGAAUAUGUGCAUAGAAUUGGACGUACCGGAAGAAUGGGUAACUUGGGAGUAGCUACUUCUUUCUUCAACAAACGCAACCAGAACCUUGCCAGCGGAAUGUUGGAUCUUUUGGUAGAAGCCAAACAGGAAUAUCCUUCUUGGUUGGAGAGUAUAGCUGCCGACGGGCGUGUUCAGAGCUCUAGCCGCAGAGGUGGUAAAGGGCGGUUUGGUGGCAGUUCGGGUGGUAAUUUCGGCAGUAGAGAUUACCGUCAACAGCCUGGCAAUAUGACCCGGAGCAACCGUUCCUCUGGUGGUGGUUUCAGCAAUGGAUAUGGAAACAGUGGAGGUUCAUAUCCCAGUAAUGGCGGAUUUGACAGAAGUACCAACUACAGCGGUAAUUACAACAGCAGCAGUAGCAGCAACAACACAAACAAUUCCAACAAUCGUGAUGAUUGGUGGGAAAAUUGACAGAACUAGUGAAAUACACCUCCCCUUGUUAUAUCUUCAUUACAAAAAUAAUACCCACAUGACUUCAGGUUCGAACUUCUAAAUGUUCUAAUUCCUAAAAAUCUGUCGGGCAUUACAAACAUUGAACUUCAAGCCGUUCUUCUCAUUAUUUUAUUUAUAUAGUCUUUUAUUCUGUGAAAUUCUCUUAAGUUUAGUUGAAUUAGUCUUCAUUAUCCUGUCAUUAGUGGAUCGACUCAUACAUAUUUAAUAUCAAUUAUUAAACUAUGGAUAGGUAACUAUUGUUAAACAUAGUAAAGAUUCGCACUAAAAUAGAUUAAAGAAAUGUGUGGAAUAAUUUUGAACUUAAAAAAGUGCAUCUUGGAAUUGUUUCCCUUUUGAAAAAAUUCCACAAAAUUUUAUUUUCUGAUAACAUCAAAGAAACGAUGGUGCAUUUAUAGCUUUUAUCUGACAUAUUGUAGGAGCAAACUGUUGCAAAUUUUUAAAAGUUUGUUCCUCUUGGUUCGUUAUAUUUUUUUUAAGGACCUGUAUCGAUAGAGCAAUGUUAUUCCUUGCAAUUGAUUAGAUCAGAUAUUCAAAGAAUAAUUCAUAUAAUGAAAUAUUAAUCUGAUACCCCAAAUUAACAAAUAUCCUUCUAGUGAAAUUAAUCACAAUUAAAAUUGAGUGUAUUUUUGAUAGCAUAAUUUCAAAUGUCAUUUUUAAUUGCGCUUAAUCUGUUAUACUAGCAUUCUUUCAUACAUGUUCAUAUGUUUGAAUCCGUAAUGUCAAAAAUAUAUUGAAGUUAAAACAAUGUUUCUUCUUUAAAAAACAAGUAAUUGAAGUUGAUCUAGUCCAUUUCUCUAUCUAUGUGCUAUUCAGUUCAUGAUGUUGAAUAAAUGGAAAAUUACACAUUCGAAAACCUAAAA
Harmonia axyridis is the source of this 3145-nucleotide messenger RNA. It is a transcript of the gene bel, whose product is annotated as ATP-dependent RNA helicase DDX3X. Bases 120 to 2243 code for a protein of 707 amino acids. Gene Ontology annotation, cellular component: nucleus; P granule. The record is from RefSeq and is a predicted model, not a curated record. Gene Ontology annotation, biological process: cell differentiation; gamete generation. NCBI's taxonomy places the organism in Eukaryota, Metazoa, Arthropoda, Insecta, Coleoptera, Coccinellidae. Gene Ontology annotation, molecular function: ATP binding; RNA helicase activity; RNA binding. The transcript is spliced from 8 exons.